This is a messenger RNA of Misgurnus anguillicaudatus (oriental weatherfish), 2820 nucleotides long. It is a transcript of the gene rab14l, whose product is annotated as RAB14, member RAS oncogene family, like. Gene Ontology annotation, biological process: Golgi to endosome transport; defense response to bacterium; phagosome maturation. The record is from RefSeq and is a predicted model, not a curated record. Gene Ontology annotation, cellular component: phagocytic vesicle; recycling endosome; trans-Golgi network. Lineage: Eukaryota; Metazoa; Chordata; Actinopteri; Cypriniformes; Cobitidae. Gene Ontology annotation, molecular function: GTPase activity; GTP binding.
GGCGCAAAAACACCGUUUGAAAUCGCCUGUGUACCGGUUCCGCGCAGAUCACGAGGCUGUAUGCAUCUGUCUCCCGUGACCCACGCGUGUUUUUACGUUUAGUUUCCAGUGGUGUCACGAGCGCCGCCGAGCGGCGAGUCUCCGCAGCGCAUCAGUCUCUGUGCCGCCGCCAUCUUGAGCAAAAUCCAGAUCAUCAUCAUUAUCAGAUUGACAGCAAACACACACGAGCACAGUGUGUUUCAGAGCGGCGAUGGCCACAGCACCUUACAACUACUCGUACAUCUUUAAAUACAUCAUCAUUGGUGAUAUGGGUGUAGGAAAGUCAUGCUUGCUUCAUCAGUUUACAGAAAAGAAAUUCAUGGCAGACUGUCCGCACACCAUCGGCGUGGAGUUUGGCACCAGAAUAAUCGAAGUGAGCGGCCAGAAGAUCAAACUGCAGAUCUGGGACACAGCCGGACAGGAACGAUUCAGAGCGGUAACACGCAGCUACUACAGAGGAGCCGCCGGAGCGUUUAUGGUGUAUGACAUCACCAGGAGAAGCACGUAUAACCAUCUCAGCAGCUGGCUCACUGAGGCCAGAAACCUCACCAACCCAAAUACUGUAAUUAUACUGAUAGGAAACAAAGCAGAUCUUGAAGCCCAGAGAGAUGUGACGUAUGAGGAAGCCAAGCAGUUUGCUGAAGAGAACGGUCUUCUGUUUCUGGAGGCCAGCGCAAAAACAGGCGACAACGUGGAGGACGCUUUCCUGGAAACAACUAAGAAAAUCUACCAGAACAUUCAGGACGGCAGUCUGGAUCUGAACGCGGCCGAGUCAGGCGUCCAACAUAAACCAUCUGUGCCUCAGGGCGGUCGUCUCACAAGUGAACCCCAGCCACAGAGAGAAGGAUGCAGCUGUUAACCACCAUCAUCCUCUUCCUCCUCUUUUCUACAGCAUCUUCAUCGUCGCACAAUUGCACCUGUCACAAGAACCCCACCCGCCCACAGGGGGAGAAAUCGUGUGUCUUUUCAUCUUCACUUUCUUGAUCUUUUGGUCUCUGUGGGGUUUUUACGCUCUGACUGCACUAAACAUUGCUCAUGAUCGCUUUAGGACAGAAGCAUCUGUGAGUCAGCUGAUCGUCAGGUUAUUUUCAUUGAUUCACAUUCAUUUCUCUGUAACAUUGUGAGAAAUGUGACUCACACUAGAAGCGUCUGACAGUGACUACGGCUGUGAUUUCAGCACAGGUGUGUUCUGAACUGACUGAUCAUCACGUGAGCUCAUAAAGCUGAAGAGACAGAAUGAUGUCACAUUGAUUCCAGUAGUUUAGAUGUCAGGUUUGUACAGCGGACUGCAGGCGCUUUUUUAAAUGCACUUAUGUACACACACACAUGCACAAAUAUACACACUUGUGUGUUUUAUUAGCUGGUUUGGUGGCUUUUGUAAGGUGAUCUUCUUCAUCCUUUAUAAGCGAUUCUUUUGGUCUCGUGUGUACAUCAGGGUGGAUCUCAUAAACACUCACGGGUCACAUUCACCAGGAAACAGAAAUUAUUUAGACAACGGUAAGAAUUCAGAUGUUUUUUGCAUUGUGAAAAUCUUCAUAACAAUCAAGUGCAUUUCCCACCCAAUCAUUGCUUUAUUUGUAUUUUUCAUUCUUAAUGAUUCUUAUACAAUUCAUUUUUUAACUCAAAAUAAUCACAAUGCAAAACACGUCGUUACUUUCUUUGUGCAAAAUGAUUUUGUUCUUUGACUUUAGGGUGAAUUAUGAUCCGGACUGUUUCACCCGUCAAUAAAUGUUUGUCUGUCUUUAAUAAUAUUAUGAUUCAUGUUUAUAUUAUUAUUGUUGUUGUUUUGGGAUUAUUGAGAAAUCUGACUGGAGUCUGCUGUGAUGUCAGCUUAUAUAAUAACAGCGUCUGUAUAUUAAUCCAGUGUACAUUAUAUAUCAUGUGACAUCACACUGAUUCAGCUGCUGAUGAUUUGACACUGAGAUGCUUUAAAUGGUUCAUGUGACGUUGCUAAAAACAAGGUUAUUUUGUGUACUUGGUGUAAUGCAAGGGUUUACACAUUAUUGUUGCUCUUCUAUGCUCCUUUUUUCUGUAAUGCGUUGAUUUUUACAAAGCGCGUUGUUUUGAAAAGCGCUGUGUGCUCUGAUUGGCCAGCUAUCCAUUGCGUUGUGAUUGGAUGAAUACCUCAAGCACGUGACAGAAAUGUUACGGCCCUUACUACAGCGAGAAUAAAAGUUACACAUCUGGGAGGCGUUAUGCAAAUCUUCCCAUACGGUGAUGUAGAUAGAUGGGGGUGUGGGUAUCUGUGGGGGUUUACAGAUCCUCUAUAGGCAUAAACAGGUUUUAAAAGACCUAAAGUCCCAUCAUAUGAACCCUUUAAGAUUUCCACAGAACAUUUCAUCAGUUAAGAGUUUUGUUUGGAGAGAUGAGACGACAGCAUCUCUUCACUAUCUGACUGACCUCUAAACUCCAUAUGUAUAUAUUUUAAAGGAGCUGACAUUUCUGUUCUUGUCCCGUUAUGAUUUUGAAAUCUGUUGACAUUUUGAUCUUAAUGAAGAUAAAAAUGCUCUAGAAAUAAAACCAAACAGCAUUUCACCCAGUGUUAGGUGUCAAGUUUAAAGUGGAGACUUUGGGAUAAACUUUGGUUCAUAAGAUCUGAUCAUCAUCACAGAAAACUUCAUUAACCUUUAGAAACAGUUCACACAAAUACUCAAAACCUUCAAAUCAACAUAUGUUUACUUUAACUUAACAAAUUAAGUUAAACGAUUUUAAAUUGAUUUUAUAAGUGAUGUCAACUUUUCAUAAGCCAAAAUCUAAAUAAAGUAAGUUGUUUUAACUUCA